This is a messenger RNA of Microplitis mediator, 3854 nucleotides long. RefSeq names its product tyramine beta-hydroxylase (gene Tbh). Gene Ontology annotation, molecular function: dopamine beta-monooxygenase activity; copper ion binding. NCBI's taxonomy places the organism in Eukaryota, Metazoa, Arthropoda, Insecta, Hymenoptera, Braconidae. Gene Ontology annotation, cellular component: secretory granule membrane. Gene Ontology annotation, biological process: norepinephrine biosynthetic process; octopamine biosynthetic process; dopamine catabolic process. The coding region runs from base 283 to 2067 and encodes 594 amino acids. The record is from RefSeq and is a predicted model, not a curated record. The transcript is spliced from 9 exons.
UUUUGAUUAAACGAUAAAUUGACACCAUGAAAUUAAAUAAUAAAUAAAUGUAAUAUUGAUAAAUGAAAGCGUAAGAUUGCUUGUAAAAACAAUAAGAAAGUUUUUAAAAACCAAAGGGAGAGUUUGCGCGUGCUCUCAAAUUUCCGAGUGUGCGCUUUUCGUUUUGCGGCAAUUUUAUAUCUUGGUCUGGGUCUAGAAUCCCUCUGAUGAUUAUGAAAUAGUCCUGCCAAGUCUUUGGAUCAGGAUUAAGAUCCUCAGUCUAUAAAAUAUAAAAAUUAAAAAAUGAAACUAGUAAUCGUGACAUUAAUUAUUAUCGGUCUGAAUUCGGCUUACGGAAGUAAAGUCAAUGAAUUACCGAUUCAUUCAGUAGCUCUCGGGUCGCAAGCAACACUUUUCUGGAGAGUCGAGCCAACAAAGGAGGUCAUACAAUUUGAAAUUCAUUUUACUGCUGAAGAACGCGCGUGGUUUGCUGUAGGAUUUUCAGACCGUGGAGAAAUAACGCCUGCUGAUUACUGCAUUUUAUGGAGUGAUUGGCAUCUUAAAGUUCACUUUCAAGAUGCAUGGUCAGACGAUAAAGGAACAAUCGAAGUCGAUGACCACCAGGACUGCAAAGAUUUUGUUUGGAAGCGAUCGAAUGUCGGGAACAUGACGAAAUUUUCAUUUACUCGUAAAUUUGACACAUGCGACGAUAGCGAUUAUAUUAUCGAGAGAGGAACCACCCACAUUGUUUGGUCUAAAGGUACCGGACCGCUUUCAUCUCUUAACGGAUUGAAUGUCGUCAACAACGCAAUCUCCUCGGGAAUGUCACGGACUGAAUUACUUCGUAUGGUAGCUUAUCAGCGGCCCAAAUUCCCCCCAGACACUUGGAAGUACCAGUUGCUAGCCGACCAUGUGAAUGUCCCUGACGUAGAAACUACUUAUUGGUGUCGGGUUGAGAAACUUCCCAAAGCUCUCAGGCAAAAGCAUCAUGUCCUGCAAUUCGGACCAGUUAUACAAAGUGGAAACGAACACUUAGUCCAUCAUAUGGAAGUGUUUCAUUGCGCUGGACCACCGAAUUCUAUUAUCCCUUUCUACAAUGGCCCUUGUGACGCUAAAGAUCGUCCUCAGGCAACUCAGAUCUGCAAAAAAGUACUGGCGGCAUGGGCAAUGGGCGCGGAUGCGUUCAUUUAUCCAAAGGAAGCUGGUCUGUCAGUUGGCGGGGAACUUUUCAAUCAGUACAUAAUGCUCGAGGUUCAUUACAACAACCCGGAGCGCAUUAAGGGGACAGUUGAUUCCUCGGGAAUUGAAUUUUAUCUCACGAAGACACUGAGGAAAUAUGACGCGGGUGUUAUUGAACUUGGGCUUGAGUAUACCGAUAAAAUGGCCAUUCCCCCUCAUCAAGAAUUAUUUGAAUUAUCUGGACACUGUGUAACAGAAUGUACUGGUAUUGGAUUACCACAAAACGGUAUCUUUGUAUUUGGAUCACAGCUACAUACUCAUUUAACUGGGACAGCAGUACGUACACGUCAUAUACGUGACGGUAAUGAAUUAUCACCGCUUAAUUAUGACAAUCAUUACUCAACACAUUUUCAAGAGAUAAGAUUACUUCCUGAACCAGUACACAUCUUACCGGGCGACUCGCUGAUUACCACCUGCACUUACAAUACCAUGGAAAGAACCAACGUGACCCUCGGUGGAUUUGCUAUUUCUGAUGAAAUGUGCGUUAAUUACAUUCACUAUUAUCCUAACGCGAGAUUAGAAGUUUGCAAAAGUGCAAUUAGUGACGACGCUCUGCGCACAUACUUCAGAUAUAUGAGGGAAUGGGAAAAUCAGCAGACAGAUUUUGAUGCUGCUGUGUCUAGUAGCUAUCAAAAUAUUGAGUGGACAAAAGUACGCGUUGCAGCUCUGCAUGAUCUCUAUCAAGCCGCACCUCUGGGAAUGCAAUGUAAUGGCUCAGAUGGAUCACGUUUACCAGGACUUUGGAAUAAUGUUGCUGCUACUCAAGUUAAAUUACCUCUUGCUCCGCCUGCUAGAGAUUGUCAGUCUUUGGUUAAUAAUAAUUACAUUGAUCUUGAUGGUUUUAUGUAAAUUGAUUUUCAUUAUUUUUAAAAAUCGAGGCAGAGAUUUUUAAAAGGACCCAUAGCUUUUAGUUGAUAAUUUUUUUUCAUUAUUAAUUUAUUGGAAUAUUUGAUUGCUGAUGAUGAUAACGGUCAAGUAGAUGCGCAUUUUAAAUUUUACUUGUUUUUUACUAAGUAAUUAUUCAGUAUAAUGUAGAUAUUGUUUUCUUAAUUGCAAAUUAAUUAUUUAUAUUAAUUAAGAAGUAUUAGUUUAGACUUUUAUUAGACUUUAGGCGCAGCCUUCCAUCUUACAGCAAUAGAUAAUUUAUAUUAUGAUCUUUAUAUGAAUUUGGAAGCCUUCAAAGUUAGUCCUUUAAUUAGAGAUGAUAUUUUGCCUACCAUCUUACGGCAAAAAAUGAUUUAACGACUAGCUUUUAGUGGAUUGUUAAUUAUUUAGAUUAAUUUGAUGGCAUACAGAAUUAGUACUCCAGUUAAACCUUCAAGACCCCGUCCAUCUUACGGCAAAAAAUUCAUCAAGUGGCUACUUUUCGAUGAGUUGUUAAUUAUUCAGAUUAAUUCGAUGGCAUUCAAAAUUAGUACUUCAGUUGGGCCUUCAAGAUGCCGUCCAUCUUACGGCAAUGUAUUAAUUCUCUAUCUCUCAGUAGAUUAUUAAUUAUUUAGAUUAAUUUGAUGGCAUACAAAAUUAGUACUUCAGUUGACCUUCCAGAUGCCGUCCAUCUUACGGCAAGAAAUUGAAUUUAAAAUAAAAUAUUUACAUUAAUUUGAAGGAAUUUAAAUCAGAUGUUUAAUUAGAUCCUUAAAAUUUCGUCCAUCUUACGGCAAUAAAUUAAUUCUCUAUCUCUCAGUAGAUUAUUAAUUAUUUAGAUUAAUUUGAUGGAAUACGAAAUUAGUACUUCAGUUGACCUUCCAGAUGCCGCCCAUCUUACGGCAAGAAAUUGAAUUUAAAAUAAAAUAUUUCCAUUAAUUUGAAGGAAUUUAAAUCAGAUGUUUAAUUAGACCCUUAAAAUUUCAUCCAUCUUACGGCAAUAAAUCAAUUCUCUGACUAUUUCUCAGUAGAUUGUUAAUUAUUUAGGUUAAUUUGAUGGCAUACAAAAUUAGUACUUCAGUUGACCUUCCAGAUGCCGUCCAUUUUACGGCAAUAAAUAAAUCACACUAUUUUUUAAUAAAAAAAAUUAUUUUUCAAAAGCUAGUGGUCCGUAGAAAUUUGAAACAUCAAACCCAUUAUUUAUUUAACAAUAAAAAAAAUCUAAUUAAUAAUAAUAGUACUUUUAUUGUGAUGUUACGGAUACAAUAAUAAAUGACCGUGUACGUAAAAAAAAGUUACGAUAAUUAAAAUAUAAAUUGAACAAAAAUCAGUAUAUUUGAUUACAGUAAAUUUACAAAAGAAAUAUUAUCAUCCUGGCAGCUGGACUGUCAUAUUAAUGUUAAUAAUAUUAAUAUUAAUAAGUAAAAGUAUUAUUUAGUUUUUUUUUUCUUCAGUAUUCUCUUUAUAUUAUUGUUCUUAUCAUCACUGAUGACUCAUAAUUAUCAUUUAUCAUAUCUGAAAUACUAUGUAUAGUAUAUAUAAUACACAUGUCCGUCGUGUGAUGGACGGUUAACUUGCUCCACCAAAGCCUCUUAUAAUAAUUUAUAAAUUUAUAAUUAACGUACAUACAUCCUGCUCAUUAAAUAAAUAAUUACCCCAAAAAGAUUAUCCUAAAAUUAAACUCUCACAAUUUUCUCUCUAAUUUAUUAUGCUAAUUACUUUAGUCAUAUAAGUCACAAUGUGAAUUUAAUUUUUAAAAAUUUUAAUUUUAA